UCUUCCCAUAAUCACUUCUUCCUACACCUAAAACCUCACACACAUUACCCCACACACACACACACUCACUAGAGUCAUGGCACCACCAUUUCUCACUUUUAUCAUCCUAUCUCUCUUCUCUCUCACCCUCACUUUUGCCUCCAAAGUACAACCUCCAGAGCACACCGUACAACAAGUACAAAGGAGUUUGAAUGAUUCCAGAAGGAAUCUGGGUUUCUUGUCAUGUGGGACAGGAAACCCAAUUGACGACUGCUGGCGGUGUGACCCACACUGGGAGAAAAACCGCCAGCGUCUGGCAGACUGUGCCAUUGGGUUUGGAAAAGGAGCUGUUGGUGGUCGGGAUGGGAAAAUAUAUGUGGUGACUGACUCUGGUGAUGACGAUGCCGUAAACCCGAAACCUGGGACCUUACGGUAUGGCGUCAUCCAAGACGAGCCGCUCUGGAUUAUAUUCCAGCGCGACAUGGUGAUUAAACUUAAACAAGAAUUAAUCAUGAAUAGUUUUAAAACAAUAGAUGGACGUGGGGCUAGUGUACAUAUAGCUGGUGGGUCCUGCAUUACCAUUCAAUAUGUUACAAAUAUUAUAAUUCACGGAAUUAAUAUUCAUGAUUGUAAGCAAAGUGGUAAUGCAAUGGUGAGAAGCUCUCCAAGACAUUUUGGAUUUAGGACUAUAUCGGAUGGUGAUGGUGUGUCGAUUUUCGGAGGAAGUCAUGUGUGGGUCGAUCAUUGUUCGCUAUCAAAUUGCGCUGACGGCCUGAUCGAUGCGAUCAUGGGCUCGACCGCAAUUACGAUAUCUAACAAUUACAUGACUCACCAUGAUAAAGUUAUGCUUUUGGGCCAUAGUGAUUCUUAUGAGAAUGACAAAAACAUGCAAGUUACAAUUGCCUUUAACCACUUUGGUGAAGGGUUGGUCCAAAGAAUGCCCAGAUGUAGACAUGGGUAUUUUCAUGUGGUGAACAACGACUACACUCAUUGGGAGAUGUAUGCAAUUGGUGGGAGCGCAAACCCGACUAUAAAUAGUCAAGGGAAUAGAUUCCUCGCACCCGAUAGAAGAUUUAGCAAAGAGGUGACAAAACACGAGGAUGCACCCGAGAGCAGCUGGAAAAACUGGAAUUGGAGAACGGAAGGUGACUUGAUGUUGAAUGGUGCAUUUUUCACACCGUCAGGCGCUGGGGCUUCGUCUAGUUAUGCAAGAGCUUCUAGCCUUGGGGCUAGGCCCUCGUCGGUUGUAGCCACCCUCACAACCAACGCCGGAGCCCUUGUUUGCAGAAAAGGCUCGCGUUGUUGAUCCAUAUACAACAUUCUAAUUAAAGCCAUUUCUUUGAUCGAAUUGGUCAAGACUAUAUAUCAUCCAUGAUUUGGGGAUAUUUUAUUAGGGGUUUUAUAUUAUUUUUUUUCUAUAGCUUUUUCUAUUCCGUUCCUCCAUUAUUUAUGGGGUAGUUUUACUUUUAUAUCUUGUCUUUUUUACUUUUACUUUUGCAGCCUUUGUUUUUGACUAUGUUGUUCCCAAGUACAACCUCGGCUUGUCACUCUAUAGAUACCAUGAGAUGUUUCAUUUUGGACACCUAAUGGUUUAGAGUAUUCGCGAGUUAAGUAGUGUUGCAUUGUAUAUUUAUUUAAAAACAUAUAUAUAAAUAUCUAUGAUUUCAAGAAA
This is a messenger RNA of Erigeron canadensis, 1651 nucleotides long. Its product is annotated as probable pectate lyase 18. The record is from RefSeq and is a predicted model, not a curated record. Bases 77 to 1285 code for a protein of 402 amino acids. Gene Ontology annotation, molecular function: pectate lyase activity. The transcript has 4 exons. Lineage: Eukaryota; Viridiplantae; Streptophyta; Magnoliopsida; Asterales; Asteraceae.